UGAAAAUGUACUAAAAUAAAGUAACUUAUUACGUCAUCCCAAUCUUAAUUAAUAUUGUUUGAAUUAAUCCAGUGCGGUGCCUCAUUUUUUUUAGUGUAAGUAUUGCAUAUAUUUUCUGUUUUCAAGUAUUCAUGGAACUUUUCAAAUGAACAUGGAUUGGACAGUUUGAGAUAACUAUAGGGGGAACAACCGCAUGACCAGAGGGGAAUCCCUGAAACUUAAAUUUCAACGCAAGCCAACUGGCGCAAAAAACAGGUAAAAUGUGUUUUAGUUCAAACUACAAGGUCUUAGUGGCCUUAAUUUGCAUUGUUUCGAUGUUGAAAAAUACGUGCCAAGGUGCUGACGAGUAUCUCGAAGCAAGAUGUAAAUUGUUACGCGACGAUGAAGGUGAAUUUAGAGGGUCCAAGUUGAAUUUAAGCGAAAGCGAAGGGAAAGUUAACGAGUAUUUAGUGAGUUUGAAGCUAAAAGAACUGGAGGAGUCUUAUGGGAAUUUUAGUGCUUAUUUGCCUGAAAGGAACUUUUUGGAUGCUAAGGAGGAUAUUGAACAGUCAAAGGUGUUCCAAUUUAUUCAAAAAAUCCCUAAAGGCACCUCCUUGCACACCCAUCUACUUGCUGCAGUCAACGUAGACUACAUCAUCCAGAACUUCACUUAUAUGGAAAACCUAUACGGUUGCACCAACUUCUUCAACAUAUUUAAAUUAAAAUUUUUGGAAAACUCUAAGCAAGAUUUAAAUUGUUCCUGGAAAAGUUUAAAGACGUACAGGCAAGAAAAUCCAAAUUUUGAUGCUUUUCUCAAGAAUUGUUUAGCUUUGGGCAAAGAAGCCGUGAAUCAAACUCGGAAUGAGGUUUGGAGUGAGUUCAAAAACACAUUUUCCAGCUUGUACGAUUUUGCUUCUCACAGGCCGGUAUUUAAGCUGUAUGUUAAGCAACUUUUAGAGGAAUUGUGGGUGGAUAAAGUAAUCUAUACUGAAUUAAGAGGAACAUUUAUGCCUCUUUAUGAUUUAAAUGGAACAACUUAUAAUACGAAAAUGUUUCUGGAUACUCUUAUAGAAGCUGUGGAUGAUUUUAAAACAUCUCAUCCUGAUUUUUUGGGUAUCAAAUACAUUCUAAAUUUGUACAGAGGAGUGGAUAAUAAUACUUUGAAAUCAACAUUGGAAGAAUUGAUUUAUUAUAAGAGUUUGUAUCCAGAUUUAAUUGCAGGUUUUGAUUUUAUCGGUUUGGAAGAAGAGGGUAAAAACUUGGUAGAUUUUCACGAGGAACUUUUGAAGGUGUCAAAAGAUUUGCAGUUUUUCUUUCACGCAGGCGAGACCAAUCAGUUUGGCCAUACUGACUUGAAUUUGGCCGACGCUAUUUUGCUAAACGCUACGAGAAUUGGUCACGGAUUCGCUUUGGUCAAACAUCCACAACUAUUGGAAGAAGCUGGAAAACGUGACAUUGCUGUGGAGUUGUGUCCGAUAUCCAAUCAAGUGUUGAAAUUGAACAAAGACCCUAGAAACCAUCCAGCAACAAUUCUCCUAGCAAAAGGCCAUCCAGUAGUAAUUUGCAACGACGACCCUUCAGUUUGGGGCGCCACCGGAUUAAGUUACGACUGGUACGUCACGUUCAUGUCGAUGACGUGGCAAAAUCACGGCCUCAAAAUCCUGAAACAAUUCGCCAUCGAUUCGAUCACAUACAGUGCAAUGAGCGAAACUGAAAAAAUCGAGGCUUUUGAAGUUUGGACUAGGAUGUGGGACGAGUUUAUCGAGGAGGUGAUAUGUAGAAAUAAAUUGUGAUAAUCCUAUGGUUUAAUUAAUCAAGAAUUAUUCAAUAAGAUCCUAAUCUAUCAAGCUCUGUGCAGUAUUUGAUUGAUUACAAUAUUGAAGAUGCUAUAAUAAGCCAUAUUACAUUUAUAAAUGUGAAAUAAUAAUUCAUUCACAAUGAAAAUGUUGGUUUUUUCAAUAUAGAAUAAAAUGGUAGCUUUCUCUAAAGGGUUGGUUGCCCUGACUUAAAGAAAAACAUGGUUCAAGAAAAUAUAUUUGAAUUUAUUAUACAAAUUAUAAUACAUAAUCAGUUCAUGGUCUGAUUCCUGGAUCGUCAGGAUCGAUGCACCCGACAGGUUCUGGGAAGCACAUACUGUCCAUAAUUCUCAUGAAAUUCAAAGUUGAUUUCCUUAAGCGAAUAGCUUCUUGAUUGUCAACAAAAUAAUUGAAAAUUUGUACUGCUAGCUCACCAUUUUCAGAA
Molecule: messenger RNA, 2220 nt
Organism: Ceutorhynchus assimilis (cabbage seed weevil)
Lineage: Eukaryota; Metazoa; Arthropoda; Insecta; Coleoptera; Curculionidae
Source: the annotation of a GenBank genome assembly